UGCGUUGGAUGACUUUUUUCUUUUUUCUUUUUUUUGAGUGCAACUAGUCAAAGCUGCAAGAGUGGAAGACUCCCGAUGCCAAAUUCUAAACGGCGGGACUCUCAACACCAUGAUGUCUGUAUUCCUCUUGCAACCACAAUUUCCAAUAUCUCAAAAAUGAAUCAAAACAUGUUCAUCCUCACUUUCCUCCUCUUCUUACCAAACCAGCACUUCGCAGGAGCUGUAGAUGAAUAUUACCUAGAUUGUAGAUUGCCCGCCAGAACUUGCCCUGAUAACCAAAUUAUAAGGUUUCCGUUUUAUCUUCGAGACCAACAAAAAUCCUACUGUGGGUACCCUGGUUUCGAGGUCUCUUGCGAUGAAGAUGGCCACUCAAUUCUCAAUCUCUUCGUUAACGACCCUUACAUCGUCCGCCACAUCUCCUACGAGAAACGUUCUCUUAUCGUCUCCAACGCCGCAAUUUCACACAAUUCAACACCCAAUUGCAUUCCUCCUCUGCAAAAUAUAUCCUUUCCCAGUGAAAGAUUCGAGCUUCCAAAACAAAACCAAGUCUUUUUUCUCAGCGAUUGCAGCCCACCUAGAGUUCCAGAGUACGAGAUCGGUUGCUCUUCGGAAAACGCUACCAAUUGGAUAUUGGGUGUGCCUGAGAAUGAGAAAGAACAAUUGGGCAACUUGUCUAAGAAGUGUGGAGAUGGGAAAGUUGUGGUGAUGCCGGUGAAAGAUUACGAUAGCAGUGAUGAUGAGAGCGUUGGAAUGAGACAAGUUUUGAGCAGAGGAUUCGAGCUCACAUGGAAAGCCGAAGAGUGUAGCCGUUGCCAGAGUAGUGGAGGGGUAUGUGGAUUCAAUACUUCCUCUUACCUUUUUCAAUGCUACUGCGAAGAUAGGCCUCAUCGUGUCCGUUGCCAAGCCGCAGGAAACGGAAACAAGAUUUUCAAAGCAACAAUAGCCACAACAGUUGGAGCAGUCGGGGUUCUAACUGUGAUAGUGAUAUGCUGCAUAAGGAAAUUCAAAUAUAAUAAACCUAUAUGUUUCUGGAAGAAGCAGAAUCAAACGGAUCAAAAUAUCGAGGCCUUUCUAAGCAACUAUGGACCUGUACAAGUCAGAAGAUAUAGUUAUUCGGAUGUUAAGAAAAUGACCAACUCCUUCAAAGAAAAAUUAGGCCAAGGGGGCUACGGUGGUGUAUACAAAGGAAAAUUACAUGAUGACGAUCUUGUUGCAGUAAAGGUGUUGAAUGAUUCGAAAGGCAAUGGAGAAGAAUUUAUCAACGAGGUGGCUAGCAUUAGCAGAACUUCCCAUGUCAACAUUGUUUCUCUGUUUGAGGGUCCAAAAAGAGCUCUCAUCUAUCAGUUCAUGCCUCAUGGAUCUCUUGAGAAAUUUAUAUUCAACAAUAAUCAUUCUUUGGGAUGGGAUACACUCUUUCAAAUUUCGCUUGGCAUUGCUCGAGGCCUUGAAUAUUUACAUCGUGGUUGUAAUACCCGAAUUCUGCAUUUUGACAUAAAGCCACAUAAUAUUCUUCUUGAUGAGGACUUUUCACCAAAAAUCUCUGAUUUUGGUCUUGCUAGAGUAUGUACCAGAAAGGAGAGUAUCAUAUCAAUGUUAGAUGCAAGAGGGACUAUUGGAUACAUCGCUCCAGAAAUAUUUUGUAGAGAAUUUGGAGGGGUUUCACACAAGUCUGACGUGUAUAGCUAUGGAAUGCUGGUUUUGGAAAUGGUUGGAGGGAGAAAGAAUGUGAAUGUUGGUGUUGAUGAUACUAGUGAAAUAUCUUUUCCACACUGGAUUUACAAGCGUAUUGAAUUAGAUGAAGAACUUGGAUUGAAGAGAAUUAUGAACGAAGUCGAAAAAACCGAAGUGAAGAAGAUGAUAAUAGUAGGUUUAUGGUGUGCGCAAAUUGAUCCUUCAAAUAGACCAACAAUGAGUAGAGUCAUAGAAAUGUUGGAAGGAAGUCUUGAUUCCUUGGAAAUGCCACCCAAGCCAUUCUUGUCUUCUCCUUCAAAUUCAAAUUUUCCACCUGAUUCUUCCAGUAUGAUUGUAUGAAUGCAAACUUUUUAGCAUGUCUCUGCUACAUGAUAUGAACCUUUUCAUGUUUCCUGACUA
This is a messenger RNA of Ziziphus jujuba (common jujube), 2091 nucleotides long. RefSeq names its product LEAF RUST 10 DISEASE-RESISTANCE LOCUS RECEPTOR-LIKE PROTEIN KINASE-like 2.1. Lineage: Eukaryota; Viridiplantae; Streptophyta; Magnoliopsida; Rosales; Rhamnaceae. Gene Ontology annotation, biological process: protein phosphorylation. Gene Ontology annotation, molecular function: ATP binding; polysaccharide binding; protein kinase activity. The record is from RefSeq and is a predicted model, not a curated record.